AUGAACCACUCAAGCUUACCAGACAUGAACCAGUCAGGCAUGUGCUUACUUGGUAUGAAUCAACCAAGCAGAAGCCCACCUGACACUAACCAACUGGGCCAACCAGGCAUGAGACAACCAGGCAUGAACCAGUCAGGCAUGCAGCAACCAGGUCCGAGCCAAAUAAGCAUAAGGCAACCUGGCACAGGGAAAGUAGACCUGAGCCAAUCAGGCAUGAGUCAGUCAGUCAUGAGUAAACUGCAACCAGGCUCAAGCCAAUCCACCAUGAAUGAACCAAGCAUGAGGCAACCAUGCCUGAACCAACAUAGCACGAAUCAACAAGGCAUGAGAGAACCAGGCCUGAGCCUAAUCCUGCAGGAGUCAACCAGGUCCAGCCAAUCAGGCACAAGUCAGCCAGCCCCAAGCCAAUCAGGCAUGAGCCAAGCAGGCAUGUGGCAACCAGGCUGGAACCAAUCAGGCACGAGUCAGCCAGGUACAAGCCAAUCAGGCACGAACCAAAAAGGCGUGAGUCAAACAAGUCUGAGACAACCAGGCAGGAGCCAACUAAGUAUAGGGCAGACAGGCUUGAGGCAACUAGGCAGGAGCCAAUCAAUCCUGAGGCAACCAAGUGUGAAUUGUUUUCUAAUAAGACCUGUGGAAGCUGGAGACUGCCCGGAAAUCCUGCGUCUAAUUAAAGAAUUGGCUGCCUGUGAAAACAUGCCAGAUGCAGUGAAGUUAACAGCAAAGGAUUUACUCAGGGAUGGCCUUGGGGAAAACCCCCUUUUCUACCUGAUUGCAGAAGUAUACAAUCAUCAAAAACUAUCAGGCAAAGUGACUGUUGGAUUUGCAAUGUACUACUUUACAUAUGACCCCUGGAUUGGCAAGUUACUUUACCUAGAGGACUUUUAUGUCAUACAAGUUUACCAAGGUCUAGGUAUUGGAGCUGAAAUGCUGAAGAGGCUAAGUCAGAUAGCCAUCAGAAGCCACUGUAACUGCAUGCACUUUCUUGUUGUCAUUUGGAACCAGGUUUCUAUUGACUGCUACACUCGUCGAGAGGCUUUAGACCUUUCCUCUGGAGGGUGGCAUCUGUUCAGGUUUAACAGAGAAGAACUCAUGGAUAAGGCAGGAGAAGACUUAAAGAUAACUCAUCACAAUUUGUCCCAACAUAGGUUCCAACAUUUGAAUGUCAAUAGCAGUUUGACUUUGAGUGUUGUACAAUACAGCAAGUGA
Molecule: messenger RNA, 1209 nt
Organism: Phacochoerus africanus (Common warthog)
Lineage: Eukaryota; Metazoa; Chordata; Mammalia; Artiodactyla; Suidae
Gene: SATL1
Product: spermidine/spermine N1-acetyl transferase like 1
Cellular component (GO): cytosol
Molecular function (GO): N-acetyltransferase activity
Source: RefSeq, a predicted model, not a curated record